UGGCGGCUGGAGUUUCUAUCCUGACACAACUGUCUGCUGCUCAUCUGAUAGAGAAACAACAAACAGUCGCACAAUGGCUCAGUGGCAGGAGCUGCUGAGGCUGGACUCAGCACUGCAGGGUCAGGUGAGCCAGCUAUACAAUGGAAAAUUCCCCCGAGAGAUCCGCCACUAUCUGAGUGCCUGGAUCGAGAGCCAGAACUGGGAUUUGGCAGCUGUUAAUGAAGAUGAAGCAGGCACUUGUUUCUACGCACUGGUGGAGUUUUUGGAGGAACAGUGGAACCGUUCUGUGCAGGAGAACAACAUUUUGCAGGGACCUGAUUUUCGAGGGUUCAGUAAUUACUUGCAGACACACUUUCUAGAGAUGCCGCUGAAGUUAGCUGUUAUCCUCUCUGAAUGCCUGAAGGAGGAGAAGAAAAUCCUCGCUUCAGCCUCAGAGGCACAGGGUUGUGGCCGUCCAGCUGUGGAACAAACAGGUAGAGAGUUGGACAACAAAGUCGAAGAACUGAAAAGGAAGACUUUGGAAGUAAAGAAGGAAAUUAAAUCACUGGAGGCCCUGUAUGGAAACCUUGACUUCAUACAGAUCAACUGGCAAAGAGGAGUGGAGCAGCACGUCGGAUUGGCUGAAUCGCGUGCGUUUGUGGAAGAUGAAUGUCGGAAACAAACCAACUUUAUUGUACAAACAAAGCAGAUGGUGCUUCAACAGAUCAGGAACAUUAUACACCUGGCAAAAGAGACUGUGGGGAGUCUCACAGGCGUGGAGCUGCCUGAGUGGAGGCACAGGCAGCAGAUGGCCUGCAUAGGAAGUCCAGUUGACACCAGUCUGGACCAUCUCCAGAAGUGGUUCACAACUGUGGCAGAAGUGCUACAACAAGUACAUCAAGAGCUGCAGAAACUGCAAGACCAGAGCAACAAAUACAACAUCACUAAUGCCCGAGACCUCCCUGGUCUCUCAGAAAUCAAGAAACUGACACUGUCCCUGUACAAAGAACUUCUUGGCAGUGCUCUAGUGGUCGAGAAACAACCCAUCAUGUUUAGCUUGCCGCAUCGGCCUCUAAUACUUAAGACCGGAGUGCGAUUCUCAUUGACUCUGAGGUUCUUAGCAAACCUCCCAGAAUUCAAGUGCCGGCUUAAAGUCAAAGCUGUAUUUGACAAGGAUGUUGAAGAAGUCAAGACAAUUAUUGGGUUUCGUCGCUUUGAUUUCACCACGGUUAACAGUAAAGUGAUGGACGUGGACGCACAAGGAGGAGACUUGGUGGCAGAAUUUGAAAACAUGUCACUCGGGGAAAGUGUGAAAGUGAGAAAGAAAGGACCGUCUCAGAGUCGUCUGGGAGUCACUGAAGAACUCCACGUGAUUAAAUUUGUGAUGGAGUUUCAGCAUGAUGGCUUGGAGUUCGACAUUGAGGCCAGCUCGCUGCCUGUAGUUGUUGUCUCCAGUACCAAUCAGAUCCCCAGUGCCUGGGCCUCUGUGAUGUGGUCCAGCAUGCUGUCCACCAGUGAACCGAGGAACCUUUCGUUGUUUGUCAAACCUCCUCCACUCAGCUGGCAGCAGCUGUCGCAGGCUCUGAGCUGGCAGUUUUUGUCUGUUGGGCAAAAAGAGCUCAACAAAGACCAGCUCUCCAUGCUGAAAGACAAAAUUGUUGAUGAUCCUGCUGAUCUUGUUGACUGGCACAAGUUCUCCAAGGUCGACAGUACUUGGAUCUGGAUUGAUGGAAUCCUGGAUUUGAUCAAAAAACACCUCAUGGACUUUUGGCGGCAAGGGUACAUCAUGGGGUUCGUGAGCAGGAAGAAAGCAGAGUCCUUGUUGAAGAAAAAACAGACGGGGACCUUUCUGAUCCGCUUCAGUGAGAGCAUCAAAGACGGAGCUAUCACCUUCAGCUGGGUCGAUCACUCCAAUGGUGAUGCCUACGUGCACGCGGUGGAGCCCUACACUAAGACAGAGCUAUCGUCCUAUACUCUGCCACACAUUGUUUACAACUACAGCCUGAAAGGUGAAAACAGCGUGAUGAAGAAUCCUCUGACCUAUCUUUACCCAGACAUCCACAAAGACACUGCCUUCGAACACUACUACACCAGCACUAAGAUGUCAAAACCUAUAAGCAAGGAUGGUUAUGUGCUAAGAAGAACAAACUGUCUGUCAGACAAUCCUACGCCCCCUCCCUCUCCACCUCAAGAGAUGCUCGACAUGGACAUGGACACGGAUGCAGACACUUGUGUCCAAAACGCCAUUGAACGUAUUGAGAAUCAACAGCGGCUGCAGGAACUCUUCCCCCAGUUGUCCCCUGUCUUCUACACAUCUUAAGAGGAGACACUCUUCAAGCCAGUGUUUCUCCCUCCUGAAAAUGUGCCAACACCUUUUGUCAGAAAGAAAAACUUUAUUAAUCUCGAGCGCUAGGUGUUACAGUCUUAACAUAUCAACAUACAGGAAAACAAAUGCAGUAUAGACAGCUAUAUAUAUAUAUAUAUAUAUA
Scomber scombrus (Atlantic mackerel) is the source of this 2468-nucleotide messenger RNA. RefSeq names its product signal transducer and activator of transcription 1-alpha/beta-like. NCBI's taxonomy places the organism in Eukaryota, Metazoa, Chordata, Actinopteri, Scombriformes, Scombridae. The transcript has 24 exons. The coding region runs from base 74 to 2299 and encodes 741 amino acids. Gene Ontology annotation, molecular function: RNA polymerase II cis-regulatory region sequence-specific DNA binding; DNA-binding transcription factor activity, RNA polymerase II-specific. The record is from RefSeq and is a predicted model, not a curated record. Gene Ontology annotation, biological process: defense response; response to peptide hormone; regulation of cell population proliferation.